AUGCGAUCUGGCCAGUCAGGGAUUUUACUGGCCGCAGCUCGAAAUUCUGCAAAUGCCUUGCAGGGCCAGGUGAAGGACUGUGACGAACUCAAGGAGUUGCUCAGCAGGCUCCCACGGCAGAGUGGGCAGAUGAAGGGCUACUUGGUCGUGGCCCCUUCUGUUUUCCGGGCAGGCGUGGAGGAGGCUGUCAGUGUGACUAUUUUUAACCCUAUCAAGGAGACGGCAGUCCAGGUGCAGCUGGUGGUCAAAGGAGAGACGGUAGCUCGGGCUCACAGCACAAUUCUAGGUAAAGGAACCAUUACCUUGAAGGUGCCCUCAGGGCUGCGGGGCCAAGCCCACUUGGAAGUCUGGGGCAACCGGCACUUGGCAAAAGAAGGCUACAUCUUCCACAACUACACAACGGUGACAAUUGACAGCAAAGGCGCCUCGGUCUUCAUCCAGACAGACAAGCCAACAUACCGGCCCAAGCAGAAAGUGCUGAUCAACCUUUUUACAGUUAGCCCUGAAUUGCGGCCUGUCAGCGAGAGGGUCGAAGCCUAUGUAUUGGAUCCUCGUGGGUCUCGGAUGAUUGAAUGGAACAACUUGAAGCCUGUCUGUUGUGGAGUUCUGAAUAUGAGCUUUCCUUUGUCGGACCAGCCGGUGUUUGGCGAGUGGUUUGUUUUUGCCGAAAUGCAAGGACAUGUGUACAAUAAAUCCUUUGAAGUGCAAAAGUAUGUUUUGCCCAAGUUUAGGGCUGUGGAUCGAGCCCCCCCCCACACAUUGACCUCAGUAUCACGAGAAGAGUGCGUGCAUGCCAGGUACACAUUUGGGAAACCCGUAGCCGGGAGACUAGUGCUGAACAUGACAGUCAAUGGUGUGGGGUACUACCGGCAUGAAAUUAGGGACCCCGAUCCUCAUUCAAGUGAAAUAGACGGCACUGCACAUUUUGACGUGUGUGUGGGCGACAUGGUGCCCGUGGACAUCCCAGAGCACUUCAGAGGUGUUGUCAGCAUCUGGGCCAUGGUGACGGCUGCCGACGGGAACAAGCAAGUGACCUUUGAUGACUCCACCCCUGUCCAGAAGCAGCUGGUGGACAUCAGAUACAGCAAGGACACCCGCAAGCAGUUCAAACCAGGCCUGCCCUACAGGGGGAAGGUGGAAGUCACAUAUCCCGACGGGAGCCCAGCAGACAGGGUCACGGUCCAGGUCAAAGCAGAGCUCAUGCCAAAGGACAACAUUUAUACAAGUGAGCUGACCUCUCGCGGGGGCCUGGUGCUGUUUGAAAUCCCGUCCAUCCCCGCAGCUGCCCAAUUCAUCUGGCUGGAAACUAAAGUUACUGCCACUGACGGCAAGCCUGUGGGGGACCAUUACCUGCCCAACUACCUGUCCAUCAGCAGCUGGUAUUCGCCCAGCAAAUGCUACCUGCAGCUCCAGAUGUUGGACAGGCCUUUCCUGGUGGGAGACGAGGCGAGCAUGGCUGUCAAAUCCACGUGCCCGUGCAAUUUCACUCUCCACUACGAAGUGGUGUCCCGAGGGAACAUCGUGCUGUCCGGGCUGCAGUCCAGCCACGUGACCCAGCAGAGGAGCAGACGGGCGGCUGCGUCAUCCAGCAGGAGCAUCCACGCGGCCCGCCUCCCAGCCCCCGUUGGCUCUCUUGCUGCCGAGACGAACGCCUGUGAGACGUCCCUCCAUUUCUCAGUGACCCCCAGCAUGGCCCCCCUGGGCCGCCUCCUUGUGUAUUAUGUGCGGGAGGACGGAGAAGGGGUGACAGACAGCUUGCAAUUUUCUGUCAAGCCCUUCUUUGAAAACCAGGUUUCAGUAGCAUUUUCGGCAAAUGAGACUAGGCCGGGGGACUCCGUGGGCAUCAAGAUCAAAGCCGCAAAGGGGAGCUGUGUCUGCUUGGCUACUGUGGAUAAAAGUGUUUACUUGCUUAAGCCAGGUUUCCAGCUGAUGCCUUCACAGAUCUUCCGGGAACUGGCGGAUUAUGACGUCUCUGACCUCUUUGGGGCCGCCAAGGAAGAUGGGCACUUCUGGUGGCCGGGCGCGUCUUUGCGCCGGCGCCGACGCCGUUCCUCCAUCUUCCCCUGGCACUGGGAUGUCACCAAAGAUGCCCGCUUUGCCUUUACGGAAACCGGCUUGGUCGUGAUGACGGACCUUGUCAACUUAAGUCACAGACAGCACGGCAGCAUGUACACCGACGAGGCCGUGCCAGCCUUCCAGCCCCACACAGGCACGCUGGUUGCUUCCACGCAUCGUUCCAAAGCUCUGCCAAGGACAGAGAAGAAGAAAAGAGUUUUCUUCCCAGAGACAUGGCUUUGGCGCUGCUUGAAUGUCAGCCAGGUGUCCGGCGAAAUCCAGCUGCAGGUGGAAGUCCCCGACUCCGUCACUACGUGGCUGACGGAGGCUGUGGGGAUGUCUGAGGAGAGAGGGAUGGGUCUGGCCGGACAGGUGAGACUGAGGACCUUCAAGGCGUUUUUCGUCGAGUUCACCCUUCCGUACCGCGUCAUCCGUGGGGAACAGACGAAGAUCCCGCUCACCAUCCACAAUUACCUGGCGGUGUGCUUGGAGGUUCAUGUCAAGAUAGCGGUUCCAAAAGGCAUCAAGUUUGUUGGGCACCCCGGGAAACACCACUUGGCCAGGAAGAAGUGCGUGGCCCCUGGCGAAGCCAAGCCCACUUUGGUGGUUCUCUCCUUCAGCAAACUGGGCCAGAACAACAUCACGGCCAAAGCCUUUGCUUAUGGAGGAAGCAGCUGCUGCCAGGACCCACUGCAGUUGGCAAAGGGCAACAAACAGGCCGAGGAUUUCUCCCUGGACAGGCAGGCCCCGGUCGGGGUAGACUACAUCCAGAGGAGCAUCCUUGUGGAGCCAGAGGGGUUGACCAGGGAGUACACCUACAGCGUCUUCUUCUGUCCUAAUGAGAAAAUUCAUAUUUCUACUCCUAAUAAGUAUGAGUACCAAUAUGUGCAGAAACCCUCCCAUAUGACACACUUCAGCGUUGCUGUGAAGGCGCACAACAACGCCCACAUUGCCUUGUCUGGUAGCCCCCACGACACGGCAGAAAUGACGGAGAUUGUCAUUGGUGGGCAUCAGAACUCCAGGACGUGGAUUUCCAGCAGCAAGAUGGGGGAGCCAGUGGCCAGUGCGGAGACAGCUGGCCUCCUUGCGUGGGAGGAGUUCCGGAGCUUUUGGAUCAGCUGGUCCAACGGGGUCAUCCAGGUUGGCCACGGGCCCUCAGUCCUCAAUGAGUCCGUCAUCGUGUCGUGGGCUGCCCCUCGGCCACCUGAGGUGAAGUAUAUUGGCUUCUCCACGGGCUGGGGCUCCGUUGGCGAGUUCAAAAUCUGGAGGAAGGAAGAGGCGGAUGAGAACCAUAACGAAGCCUUUACGUUGGGCGUCCCACACAAUGUGAUCCCAGGAUCAGAGAAAGCCACUGCCUCUGUGAUUGGGGAAGUGAUGGGCCCCAUCUUGAAUAACCUGGACAAUCUCCUGCAACUUCCCUUUGGCUGUGGGGAGCAGAACAUGAUCCACUUUGCACCAAAUGUUUUUGUUCUCAAGUAUCUGCAGAAGACCAAGCAGCUGAGCCCGGAGGUGGAGAAUGAAGCCACAGACUACCUUGUUCAAGGAUACCAGCGCCAGCUGACCUACAAGAGGCAAGACGGCUCCUACAGUGCUUUUGGGGAACGGGAUUCUUCCGGGAGCAUGUGGCUGACGGCCUUUGUGCUGAAGUCCUUUUAACUCCAGUCUCGGGGGUUCAUCUUCAUCGACCCCAAGGAGCUGCUGGCAGCCAAGAGCUGGAUCAUUCAGCACCAGAAGGAGGAGGGCUUGUUCCCAGCCGUGGGCAGGAUACUGAACAAGGAUAUCCAGGGAGGGAUCCAAGGCAAAAUUUCCCUGACGGCGUACGUGGUGGCAGCUCUGCUGGAAACAGGCACCGCAGGAGAGGACGAGAUGUCUGUGGCCAAAGCAAAGCUCUUCUUGGAAUCCAACGUGUACUCAGUGGGUGACCCAUACACCACCGUGCUGAUGGCCUACGCCCUCACCCUGCUGCGCAGUCCCUUGGCACCUGCAGCGCUGCACAAGAUGAACAGCCAGGCCAUCACGCAAGAUGGCAUCACCCACUGGAGCUUCACAGGGACUCCGGCUGCCAACGAGGACACCUUCGUGGGAUUUAAUGAUGGCCAUUUUCGGUCAGUGGUGUCUGCCGAAGUGGAAAUGACGGCCUACGCCCUACUGACCUACGCCAUGCUGGGGGACGUGGCAUCAGCGCUGCCCGUGGUCAAGUGGCUUUCUCAGCAAAGGAACGCUCUGGGCGGCUUCUCUUCCACCCAGGAUACUUGCGUGGCCCUCCAGGCUCUGGCAGAAUAUGCCAUCCUGUCCUACACUGGAGGGGUCAACCUGACUGUUUCCUUGGCCUCCACCAACCUGGACUACCAAGAGACCUUUGAGCUGAACAAAGCCAACCGGAAGCUCCUGCAGACCACCAGGAUCCCUUCCAUCCCCACGGGGCUGUUUGUCAGUGCCAAGGGAGACGGCUGCUGCCUCCUAAAGAUCGACGUCUCUUACAAUGUCCCCGACCCUGUGGCCAAGCCAGCUUUCCAGCUUCUGGUAAACCUGCAGGAGCCAAAACACAAGCACCACCGGCGAGCCCCAGGGGCCCCCGUACCCCCCUCCCCAAACAAGAACCGUUUGGAAGCCUCCCACUGGGGGAUGGUGUUGGGAGAUGAUGACGACCCCGCUUCGGAACAAGAUCACCAGGAGUACACAGUGGCCGUGGAGGUUUGCAUGAGAUGGCUGCACUCCGGCUCUUCCAACAUGGCUGUCCUAGAGGUGCCACUCCUGUCGGGCUUCCAAGCAGACAUUGAGAGUCUGGAGCAGUUGCUCCUGAACAAACAGACCGGCCUGAAGAGGUAUGAAGUGGAUGGCAGAAAAGUCCUGUUCUAUUUUGAUGAGGUAGGUCACAUCUCUGUAGGGAGCAGAAGGUCCCAUCCUACAAAAUAGCCUUUCUAAAGCGAGGACUAGAUUUCUGACGCACACACACACACACCGGUUAAAAAAAAAGGGAAGAGCCUUUUAAAAUGCUGUCUGCUCCUCAGCCGUAGCACAUCCCGCUUCCAGGCAGCGUGGGGUAGUGGUUAAGUGCAGUGGACAUUAAUCUGGAGAGCUGGGUUUGAUUCCUGCUCCCUCCACGUGAGCCGCAAACUCUAAACCGGAGUUUUAAAAUGGGGCUGUUGGACGCCACCUAUGUUUAGCCUAUAUAUUAGGUUUAGUUUUUCUUUUUACCGCUGCUGUUAAAG
Molecule: messenger RNA, 5267 nt
Organism: Sphaerodactylus townsendi
Lineage: Eukaryota; Metazoa; Chordata; Lepidosauria; Squamata; Sphaerodactylidae
Gene: CPAMD8
Product: C3 and PZP like alpha-2-macroglobulin domain containing 8
Cellular component (GO): extracellular region
Molecular function (GO): endopeptidase inhibitor activity
Source: RefSeq, a predicted model, not a curated record